AUGAAUGAUCGGAAGUAUUUGUUACGAAAAGGACAACCAUCUUCGCAGUCAAAUGAUGCGAAUAUCUUUUCAUCUUCAAGUCAAUGUUCACUUACUUUUAAAAAAAAUAGCUUUGAUCCAGAAAAACCAGUCCAUGUUGCGCAGAAUUCACUGUUCAGUGGGAAUUCCGGAUGGAAGGAUUACCGAGGACUUUUCAAUCUUGCAGUUCUUCUGCUAUUCGUAUCAAAUGGCCGUCUUGCUCUUGAAAACCUCAUGAAAUAUGGAGUGCUGAUAUCACCAACUAGUUGGAUUUACUUCAUUUUAACGGAUCCGUGGUGGAAAUGGCCUAAUCUGGCAUUGGUGAUAAUGUCGAACAUAUCCAUUUUCAUUGUCUUUGUUGUGGAAAAAUUGAUAGCGUGGAAGUGGCUUAGCAGUCAGUCGGCUUUCGCUUUCUACUUGUGUAUAUUCUCAUUGCAUAUAUUUCUACCUGCUGCAGUUACUUGGAUUUUGCAGAGUUAUCCAUUAUAUUCAUUGUUUUCACUGUCGGUGUAUGUAAUACUUUUUCUGAAGCUCACCUCAUAUGCUCAUACAAACUACUGGUAUAGGUGUAUGAAUACGAAGAACAGAAAUCUUAAGAAAAAAGCUCAGCUAACAUAUCCACACAAUUUAACACUACAAAAUUUAUACUACUUCAUAUUUGCUCCAACUUUAUGCUACGAAUUGCAAUUUCCACGAACAAAUGGACGAAGAAAGUCAUUCAUUGUGAAACGAACUGCUGAGUUUGGUUGUCUGACACUGAUCAUAAUAGCGUUAUGCCAACAAUGGAUAGCGCCUCUAUUACGUAAUAGCGUGGAGCCAUUUACAACGAUGAAUUUUAGCUUGUGCAUCGAAAGAGUUCUUAAAUUGGCUGUGCCAAAUCAUAUAAUUUGGCUCAUUUCAUUCUAUACUACUUUCCAUUCUCUGCUCAAUCUUAUUGCUGAAUUAAUGGAAUUCGCCGAUAGACAAUUCUAUUUAGAUUUCUGGAAUGCAGAAACUUUGGCAUUAUUUUGGAAGACAUGGAAUAUACCGGUUCAUCGCUGGGCUCUUCGACAUAUUUAUCGACCAAUGGUAUUUAACGGUUUUAGUAAGAUGAAUGCUGCUUGCGCCGUUUUCUUCGUAUCUGCAUUUUUUCAUGAGUAUCUCGUAUCAGUUCCACUUCAUAUGUUUCGUUUUUGGGCAUAUCUCUGUAUGAUGGCACAAAUACCUCUCAGUAUUUUUACCGAAAAAGUGCUGAAAGGUGGUCGUCUUGGAAACAUCGUUAUGUGGUUAUCGUUAAUUCUUGGUCAGCCUUUGGCCAUUUUGAUGUAUGUACAUGAUUGGUAUGUUGCACAGUAUCCUCAUUCAUCGAAUUAUGUCAAUACAACCACACAGUUUUAA
Cercopithifilaria johnstoni is the source of this 1395-nucleotide messenger RNA. The record is from the annotation of a GenBank genome assembly. Lineage: Eukaryota; Metazoa; Nematoda; Chromadorea; Rhabditida; Onchocercidae.